AUGGAUCCGAUCGACCGCCUCACCACUGCCCCGGGCUCUAUGCCUCCCAUGACUCGCGGAGCUUCCGAUACUACGGUCACCGUCAACGGGCGACGCCCUAUGCCCAACUUCAUGGCAAACCCCAACGGCCCGGCACGGACGCCCACUCCCCCCAUUUCGAGCCUACGGAACAAUUCCACCCCCGGCGCUACCCUGUCUGCUUCCAGCGGGAUACCCCCGUCCCAGGUCAUCGCCCUCGCUCGGGAAUCAUUGAAGAACUCGUUGGAGAACGAGAAGCAGGUUGCCGAGGCCGGUACCGUCGGAGCGGGCCUCAAGCCUGGCGUUACAAUUGACCUCAGCCGCAAGAACAUUCAGAAGAUACCGGAAGAAGUGGUUGACAUUGUCAAGAACGAACUCGAACGGUUGGCUCUGUCUCACAACCAGAUCUCGUCGCUUCCCGCUCGCUUCUCCGAGUGCACAUCGUUGCGAUACCUCAACAUCCGGGCCAAUCAGAUCGUCGACUUUCCGAUGCCGCUGUGCGAUCUCAGAUCCCUCGAGAUUCUCGACCUGGGCCGUAACCAGCUGCGUGCCCUGCCUCCUGAUAUUGUCCGGCUGUCGUCACUGAAGGUCCUGUCCGUCCGCAAGAACGAGCUGCGCGAACUGCCCCUGUGCCUGGCCGACAUGGCCUCCCUGCAGGUGCUCAAGUUUGAGGGCAACCCUCUCGUCUUCCCGCCGAGGGACGCCUUGCCGAACCAGACACUCAGCCCUCCACAGGACAACGAGGUGACCGACGUGGUCAUGACCGCCCAGGUCAAGCGGUUCCUGAAGCAGCACAUGGUCAGCGGCCGCCUCGAUCCAGAACAGAACCCGGCCGACGACUCCAGUGAGGGGGCAGAGACGCCCAAGGUUAACCUCAGGCGGAGGGUCAGCGGUAGGUUCCCCGUCAGGGUCAGCGGGGCCGACCUCCCGGAUACCCGGUCCCCCAGCACGGGACGCGCGCCUCCCAUUCCACAGAGGUCCCACUACAGGGGCCUCUCGCAGCAGAACACAUCCACCAGACGCCCCGGUGUCAUGCCGUUGACGCUGGGCAACGCCAACGAGAGGCUGCGCAGCAAUUCGGAGACGAUCCUGCGAUCGGAACGACCCGAGAGCCGCAACAGGCGCAUGGGCAUCGUCUCCAAGAAGGGGCCGGACCUGGGCACCGUCGACGAGACGCAGGCCAACAACCGCUUCAGCCACUACCGUGGGCUCAGCCAUGGAUCUGCCAUGCAGGGCGCUCCCGUGGGACCCGACGGAUCGCCGACCCCGCCGGACCAGUACCCGCAGAGGCCCGUCUAUGUGCGUCGUCUGUCCAUCCUGCCCGAGCGCCGUCGGCAGUCGCAGGUCUACUUCCCCGUCGUCGAGGCGGCCAAGGGCAUCCUCUACUCGGUCUUCCAGAUCCACCCCAUGAUCCAGAUGCUCAUGAGCCUGUCCAACGACGAGACGACCAAGAGGUCGAGCCUGGAGAUCGUCUUCUACAACACAAACUCGCACGUCGAGGAGCUGGAGCGCGAGAUCCAGAAGCACGACUAUGCCGUGGUCAGGAACGACCAGGCACAGCGAGACACGGAGAACGUCUACAGGGCCUGCCAGACGCUGGUGGGUGCCUACGGUCACGUCUGCACCCUCCUCGCCGACAAUGCCGACACGUUUGUCGACAAUGGAGACCCCAGGUACAUCCGGACGCUCCUGAUGCUCAUCUACAACAGCAUCAUGGAACUCCGCGUAACCAUGUCGACGACGACCGAGCCUGGCAGCGGACCAGACCCUGCCAGACGGACAUCCUCGGACCCGGACGCAUUCAACCAGGCAGGUUACACGGUGAGGGCGAGGCCGCAGGCGCGCGAGGUGCUGCCGACGCCCAAGACUGCCAUCAGGCCGGGUGCGACGAGGAGCCGCAACGGAACGAUGAUGCACAACCCUGCGAAUCUACGGGUGGCCACGAACGUUCCGGUGCCGGCACCGCUGUAUCCCGGCGGCAUGCAGCCCGACCCGAUGACGGCGUCGGCCACGCCCCGGUCAGGCGAGUCGUUUGCGUCGGCGAUGAGCCGCGAGGUGCCGUCCGAGGCGUCAGAGGAGGACGCACAGUUUGACAGGAUCUUCCUGUCGCUGCAGAAGUCGGCCGACAUCGUGCUGCGCACGCUGCCCAACUUCAACGUGCAGCUGUCGGGCCGGCUGCGCAACGCAGCGUCCAGGGGGGCGCCCAACGGCGUGGUGCAGGAGUACAAGGCCCUCAUAUCCAUGUGCAACAACACGAUCCAGCAGACCGAGGUGAUGCGCAGCCGGCUGUCGCACAUCAAGCUGAAGGAGCCCGGGCUGCGGUCCCAGCCAGGAUUCUGGAACCUGUGCAGCAACUUCAUCGUCUCGUGGACCAACAUGGCCUACCGCAUCUGGUCCGUCAUCAACACCGUGCCCCUGCCGCCGGACACGCGCGCCCGCCUGAAGCCUAUCCAGAAGACCAUCAAGGAGACGAGCACGACCAUUGUCCAGUCGCCCUGGAAUCACCUGGUCCACACAUCGGGCCCUCGACCCCUCAGCGACGCCAACAACAACGGCGGCAGUGUCAAUGGGCUGCCCCUGCCACCGCCGCUAGGCGGAUCGGCGACGACGAUGAUGCCCAUGUCCCCCUCGCAGAUCACGCCGCAGAGCGCGGCCCUGGGACCGGCCAUGCAGGCCACAAUGUCCAAGGCGCCGCCCCAGCAGCUGCCCCAACCCCAGCAGCAGAAUGGCUCGCUCUUCGCGGCAGCCUUCCACGGCAACACGCCCUGA
Geosmithia morbida is the source of this 2787-nucleotide messenger RNA. Its product is annotated as Leucine-rich repeat (LRR) protein. Gene Ontology annotation, molecular function: protein binding. The coding region runs from base 1 to 2787 and encodes 928 amino acids. The transcript has 4 exons. The record is from RefSeq and is a predicted model, not a curated record. NCBI's taxonomy places the organism in Eukaryota, Fungi, Ascomycota, Sordariomycetes, Hypocreales, Bionectriaceae.